This is a messenger RNA of Durusdinium trenchii, 1548 nucleotides long. Lineage: Eukaryota; Dinophyceae; Suessiales; Symbiodiniaceae. The record is from the annotation of a GenBank genome assembly.
AUGGAUGGCGGCCAGGAAACAUUGGAUGAGACCAUUGUGGAUGCAGCGGUGGCAGAGGAGAUGCGGAAUGCAGGACCUUUGCCCGACACCGAGCUGCCCACAAAGGAUGGCUUCUCGACGAAGACAGCUCAUACUGAUGGGCAGAAAGGCUCUUCCCCUCCUCUUUCUCCGGCAAGUGUGGUGGAGAAGGUCGCAGAGAGAGAGUUGGACUGGGGAGAAGACAGUCACGUCAUCCACACGGAGACGGAGCGGGCCAUCAUCAAGCGGGUUUCGGACAUCUUCUUGGGCCCGACCUUUGAAUUUGCAACGGCCAUUCUGUUGAUCUUCAACCUGCUCUUGAUGGCUGCCCAGCUGCAAUACCAUGGCAUCAAGAUGGGCCACGAGAUGAACUACCCCCACUACGACUAUGAGCCGGAAAUGGCCUUGCCCGGCGCGGAGAACUUCUUUCUGGGGGCGGACGUGGCUUUCGCGAUCAUCUUCACCCUCGAAAUGCUGAUCCGUUUCUCGAAGAUCGGCUGGUUGUACUUCAAGAACUUGUUCAACUGGGUGGACUUCGUGGUGGUUUGCAGCAGUUGGGUGGAGCUCUUCGCGGCGGCCUUACCGAUCUCGCCCACCUUCCUCCGGAUGCUACGCUUGGGAAAGCUCCUACGUGCCAUUCGCGUGGUGAAGAUGUCGCAAGUCUUAGAGUCCCUGCAGCUCUUGUUGAAGUGCAUUCAUGCAAGCCUUCGAAUCCUGUUUUGGUCUCUGGUACUGCUGAUGAUUAUCCAGUGCAGUGCCGGCAUGACCAUCUCUUAUAUGCUGAGCGACUACAUGGCCGACACCGGCAUCGAUGACAAGAGGCGAUUUGAAGUCUUCCGCUACUAUGGGACCUUUACCAAAACGCUCCUGACGAUGUUCGAAGUUCUUUUUGCAAACUGGGCGCCGGCUUGUAGAGUUCUUGUCGACAAUGUUGGCGAGGGGUACUCGGCCGUCUUCAUUAUCUACCGAUGCUUCGUGGGAUUCGCUGUCCUGAACGUGGUGAAUGCCGUCUUUGUGCAGAGCACCAUGAAGGUGGCUCAGGCCGAUGAUGAGCUCAUGAGUCGAGAGAAGGCUCGGACCCAAGCGGCAUACCACGAGCGGAUCACGGCCUUGUUCCGACAGGUGGACACCUCUGGAGAUGGGAUGAUAGAUGCGAGCGAGUUCCAAGAGUUGUUGCAACAUCCAAAGCUUCAGCUUUGGCUGCAUCAGCUGGAAGUCGAGACGAACGACUUAGUGGGAUUGUUCAACAUGUUGGACGACGGAGACGGUGAGAUCUCCUUGGAAGAGUUUGAAAGUGGCCUGAUGCGGAUCAAGGGGAUUGCCCGAAGCUACGACCUGAACAAGUUGCAGCGCGACAUCUCGCGGAUGAGCAGCAAAAUGGACAUGCUUUUCGCCAACUCCCCUUACACCAGGGGCUUGAUCAGGGAGAAGAUGGAUAGGAAGAAGAGCCUGAGCAAUGUGAGCAACUCUGCCCCAAGUCCAUCCGCUCGGGAUUUGGGUGUUCCUUCCCCAUCACGGAGCGUUGUGUAG